Messenger RNA from Fraxinus pennsylvanica, 654 nucleotides. The record is from the annotation of a GenBank genome assembly. Lineage: Eukaryota; Viridiplantae; Streptophyta; Magnoliopsida; Lamiales; Oleaceae.
AUGAAGCAACCUGAACUAAAGUGGGAUUGCUUUUGCAUUGGAAGGAGAAUUGGUUGUGGCUUGGAGCGGAUAACCUCUGUUGAGCCGGUAUGUCUGCCAUUGGGGGAACUUCGUUCAGAUAUGUUUUUCACUCAGUUUCAGCAGCGGAUGUCCAUUCCAGCUGCUCCUGAACUUUUAAUCACUGAGCCUCCGGUUUCGAUUUCUGCAAGUGCAGCAAGAACGGAGGAUGUCAUUAGUUUUUCCGAUGGCUUUUACCCGGGAACAGUACCUGUACAUGGCCAAGCUAGUCGAAUUCUGAAUGAAUACUUGAUCCCAUCUGUUGCUUCGAGCGAAUCCAAGGUUUUUUACUUGAAGAUGAAGGGGGAUUAUUAUAGGUAUUUGGCUGAGUUUAAGGCUGGGAACGAAAGCAAGGAGGUUGGUGAGGAUACUGUGCUUGCUUACAAGACUGCUCAGCCGAUAGUGAGCAUUAUUGGAAGGAAGAAAAUGGAUGGUAUUUGUUUUACUUGCGUAGGCAAUUCUAGCCAAACCAUGGUGUUUGUGACAUUCCACCUUAACAUUUUCUGCAUUGACUUACUGAGUAAAUUGCCCUUACGAGAUGUCGGGACAUCGCACUUGCUGAUCUUGCCCCCACGCAUCCUAUACUAUUGGGUUUAG